CGCAGUCACGCCGGGGGCGGCGCUGUAACGGCGGACGGUAGAAAGGCGUAAACUUGGCGCUGGCGCCCGCUUUACGACCGGACGGAAAGUGAGGCGGGGAUCGGAAGGUGUUGAAGAAAGCUCCUGGUUGAACUGUUCCCAAUCCCACAGCCAUGCCAUUAAUUGACCUCCAGGGAAAGCUGGGCAUCAACAUCGACAAAUGGAUGCUAAUCCAAAGUGGUGCACAGCCCCACAACCGGCCGGCCCGUUGUCACGUAUUUGAGAAGGAUUGGAUUGAAUGUGCUCAUGGGAUCGGGAAAAUCAGAGCCAUGAAGGAGUGUAAUCUGGAAAUGGAAGAUUUCUAUGAAUGUGUGAACCGAACUAAGUUGGAAAAAAGGCUGAGCAGCAUCCGAGCACAAAGAGAAAAGCUGAUAAAGGAAGGCAAGUACACUCCUCCAGACUACCACACCGGCAAAGGUGACCAACGUCCAUAAGCAUUGUCCUUGUCUUCGUUACCCAUACAGGAGCAAGCAUCAGAUGAUCCUCUCAACAGUCUAAAAACUGGAACAUUACAGUUAGCUUGUGCUGAAGGUUAUCAUGGGACAAUGCACAGCUUGUGUGUCCAGUUUAGUUGGGUUGUUUUGGGAAGGCUAUUUGUGGGCAAUGAUUGUGCAACUUGUCUAUAAAGAUUAUUAAAUCUAAUUACGAUACUGAUUGUUAGCUUUGUCUGUCAUCUGUGAUGAGAGAUUCUAUGAUUCCAGUCUUUUUACUGUCACCUUUGGCUCAGCUGAUAGCGCUCCCACAGUCCUGCCUUCGACUUCCGGUUCAGAAACCGUGCACAAGAAUCUGGACUGAUGACUGACCUUCCAGUGCAGAGCUGAAGAAAUGCUGCACUGUCAGUGGUUCACUCUUGGAUAAAGCCCUCUGCUCUCUCCCAAGAGAGUGAGGUUCUCUUUGCCAAUAAUUCAAGGAAGAAUCCCUGGUUAUCCACCUGACCUGCCCAAUACUUAAUUGUGAACAUUAAUAAAACAUGUGGACAUUACCUUUUUGUGAACGUUUGCUAUACAUAAUUAUGUGUUUCCUGUGCCUCAUUAACUGAAAAUUCGUUGAGAUGCUUUGAAAGAGAUGUUAAAAGUGUGAUAUAAUUUUCCCCCCUUUUUGUACUUGCUGUUAUAGUCUUGGCUAAAGACAAUUCCGUAUGUCUAUUUGACCACAAUCUGAGAAUGAACCAGAUCACUUGGAAACUUCCUUCCAUCAUAUCUGCAGCACUAAGACUUCAACCAAUGUAAAGACACCCUUUUCUGCCCAUGUCUUAAUUCCUCUGACCUGAAAUAAA
Messenger RNA from Mobula hypostoma (lesser devil ray), 1315 nucleotides. RefSeq names its product NADH:ubiquinone oxidoreductase subunit S5 (gene ndufs5). The transcript has 3 exons. Gene Ontology annotation, biological process: mitochondrial respiratory chain complex I assembly. The record is from RefSeq and is a predicted model, not a curated record. Lineage: Eukaryota; Metazoa; Chordata; Chondrichthyes; Myliobatiformes; Myliobatidae. The coding region runs from base 153 to 473 and encodes 106 amino acids.